UUGAGUAGGUAAAACAAAGAUAAACUUAAUUACGAUUGCUCUGUACCAUACUGUAGUUUCAAAAAUGACGACUCCGAAGGCGGUGGUUUUCAGUCUUUUUUUGGCGUUGGUGGGGGCAACCAAAAGAACUUUCCCCCCAGACUUCAAGUUUGGGGUGGGUACAUCGGCAUACCAAAUCGAGGGCGCGUGGAAUGUCAGUGACAAGACGGAAAGCAUCUGGGACCGGCUCACACAUUCAAACCCUGGCGCCAUAGCCGACAGAAGCCAUGGCGACGUGGCCUGUGACUCCUAUCACCAGUGGCAGAGGGACAUCGACAUGGCAGUGGAAUUGGGAGUGCAUUUUUACAGAUUCUCUAUCUCCUGGCCAAGAAUCCUGCCUACAGGUUUUCCGAAUAAAAUAAGCGAAGACGGCAAGAAUUAUUAUAACAAUCUCAUCAAUGGACUGCUCGCGAAGGGAAUCGAACCUGUAAUCACCAUUUACCACUGGGACUUGCCGCAAAGGCUGCAAGAUUUGGGCGGCUGGACAAACCCCCUCAUAGUAGACUGGCUAGGCGACUACGCCAAGGUCCUGUAUUCCCUAUACGCCGAUCGGGUCAAGACAUGGGUCACCAUCAACGAGCCUAUCCUUAUUUGUGACAUGGCCUAUGGCGGCAUAGGUUUCGCUCCCAUGAUAGUAGACUUGGACAUUGCCAGGUUCCUCUGCACGAAGAAUGUGCUGAUGGCCCAUGCUAAAGCUUGGCGGAUUUAUGAUGAGGAGUUCCGGCCGAAGUAUAAUGGUCAAAUUUCACUAUCGAACCACGUUCUAUGGUACGAGCCAAUGGAAGGAGAGACUGAAGAAACAGCUGAUUUAGCCAGAGCUAUGGGGGAGGGUCGGUACAGCCAUCCCAUAUAUUCAAAAGAAGGCGGCUGGCCCCCAAUACUGGAACAGAAGAUGGCAGAAGCAAGCCGCAAAGAAGGAUACUGGACGUCCAGGCUUCCAGCCUUAACGACCGAAGAAAUUGAGUUCAUGAGAGGUACGUUUGACUACUACGGUCUGAACCACUACACCAGCCGACUGGUCCGCCGUCAGAGACCCGAUGACGUCCUCCAUUUCAUGUCAGGAUCCGAAGAGAUGGGCGUCGUUCUGGAAUCUUCUCCGAAAUGGGGCAACACAAGCAGUGAAUGGUUGAAGUCAAACCCUGAAGGCCUUCGCAAGCUCCUGGUGUAUAUUAGGGACACAUAUGGGGACAUUCCCAUCAUAAUCACUGAGAACGGAUGCGCUUCGUCCCACAGCCUGGAAGACUACAACCGCGUCGAUUACCACGAGAAAUACAUGGAGCAGAUGCUCCUGGCCAUCAACGAAGACAAAGUCAACGUCCUCGCAUACACAGCCUGGUCGCUAAUGGACAACUUUGAGUGGAAUGACGGUUACAACUCCCGUUUCGGCUUGUACGAAGUGGACUUCGAAGACCCGCUGCGCCCGCGCACCCCGCGGAGGUCCGCUAAGUUCUACGCUGACGUCAUCAAGAGCAACUCCUUGCAUGUCGCUCAUAAAUAUAGGAACGAUGAACUAUAG
Messenger RNA from Ostrinia nubilalis (European corn borer), 1555 nucleotides. RefSeq names its product myrosinase 1-like. Lineage: Eukaryota; Metazoa; Arthropoda; Insecta; Lepidoptera; Crambidae. Bases 65 to 1555 code for a protein of 496 amino acids. The transcript is spliced from 11 exons. Gene Ontology annotation, biological process: carbohydrate metabolic process. Gene Ontology annotation, molecular function: beta-glucosidase activity. The record is from RefSeq and is a predicted model, not a curated record.